GUUAAACCAGGAAACGUUUCAGUUCAGAGAAAUCGAAACUAAUGUGUCGUGGAUGUCUCUCUGCCUGUGAGUGUGAAAUAAAAUGGCAGAAUCCAGUAUUUCAGUGGCUCAGGAUCAGUUCAGCUGUUCAAUCUGUCUGGAUCUACUGAAGGAUCCAGUGACCAUUCCCUGUGGACACAGUUACUGUAUGAGCUGUAUUACAGGCUGCUGGGAUCAGGAUGAUCAGAAGGGAGUCUACAGCUGUCCUCAGUGCAGACAGACCUUCACUCCAAGACCUGUUUUAGGUAAAAACACCAUGCUGGCUGAAGUGGUGGAGAAACUCAAGAAGACAAAACUACAAGCUGCUCGUCCUGUUCAAUGUUACACUGAAUCUGGAGAUGUGGAGUGUGACGUCUGUACUGGGGACAAAAACAAAGCCAUCAAGUCCUGUCUGGUGUGUCUGUACUCUUACUGUCGCACUCAUUUUGAACGUCACGAGGAAUUUAACCCAGGAAAGCGACAUAAAGUCAUGGACGCCACUAGAAGACUUCAGGAGAUGAUCUGCCCUCAACAUGAGAAACUGAUGGAGAUUUACUGUCGUACUGAUCAGAACUGUAUAUGUUAUCUGUGUACAAUGGAUGAACACAAAAACCACGACACUGUAUCAGCUGCAGCAGAGAGAACUGAGAAACAGAGACAGUUGGAGGAAACCCAGAGAAAAUAUCAGAAGAUAAUCAAGGAGAGACAGAAGGAGAUUGAGGAUCUGAGAGAGGCUGUGGAGUCUCACAAGCGCUCUGCACAGGCAGCAGUGGAGGACAGUGAGAGGAUCUUUACUGAGCUGAUCCACUCCAUUGAGAGAAGCCGCUCUGAGGUGACACAGCUGAUCAGAGAUCAGGAAAAGGCUGCAGUGAGUCGAGCUGAAGAAAUACUGGAGCAACUGGAGCAGGAGAUUGAUGAUCUGAGGAGGAGAGACGCUAAGCUGGAGCAGCUUUCACACACAGACCAUCACAUCCAUUUCCUCCAGAGUUUCCAGUCUCUCUCUGUUCCUCCUGGAUCUACAGACUCAUCCAGCAUCACUGUCAGUUCUCAUCUCUCUUUUGAUGAUGUUGGUAAAUGUGUGUCUCAACUGAGAGAGAAACUGGAACAUUUUUGCAGAGAGGAGAUAGAAAAGAUAUCUGGCAGAGUGAGAAACAUUAACAUCAUUCCCAUCCCUGAACCCAAGACCCAUGAGGAGUUCAUCCAGUAUUCCCGUCGACUCACUUUGGAUCCAAACACAGCGAAUAAAAACCUGGUACUGUCUGAAGGGAACAGAGUGAUUAAAUACACUUACAAAGACCAGCUGUAUCCUGAUCAUCCAGUCAGAUUUACUCAUUUGUCUCAGGUGUUGUGUAGAGAGAGUGUGUGUGGACGCUGUUACUGGGAGGUUGAGUGGAGUGGUGAGGUGAGUAUUUCAGUGUCAUAUAAGAGCAUCAGCAGGAAGGGACGGGGAAAGGAGCCUAAAUUUGGGUGUAAUAAUCAUUCCUGGAAUUUGACCUGUUCUGACUCCAGUUGUUCAUUCUGGCACAAUAACAAACAGACUAAACUCCCUGUAGUCUCCAGCUCCUGUAGAAUAGGAGUGUAUGUGGAUCACAGUGCAGGAACUCUGUCCUUCUACAGCGUCUCUGACACAAUGACCCUCAUUCACAGAGUCCACACCACAUUCACUCAGCCUCUCAUUCCUGGGUUUUGGCUUAAUUUAAUUUAUACGGAAAAAUUGGGGUUGUUUUGUUCAAAAGUGACAUUCUGUGAUCUAACAAUAUAGAUGGUAUAGAUACAAUACUGUGAAAAAUAUUCUCAAAAUAUAUUGUCAUGUUUUUGACAUUUUUACUCUAAAUAUUAACACAAUUGUAAUCAGUAGCAUUAAGUGAUUUUAUCCGUAAAUUGCAAUGAUGCCUAUUUGUUAUGUCUGACAUUAUUUCUUUUUAAAAGACAAAGUUUUCUUUACCUCACAGAAAUACAUUUUUAGUGCUGACAGUGUAUUCACAUUCAACAAAUGACUGAAAUUUAAAUAGAAAACAUCCAUCUGUAAUUUUCAGUAACAGUGUAGAUUAUACAAAUAAUCUGCUCUUUGUCAUGCCUACUUGUUUUUUUUUUUUAAGAACAUGUGAAAUGAUAAAAAUUUUAUAUAAAUUUAUAUAGACAAAAGUUUUUCUAUGUAUAUGCUUUACCCUGAUGGUAACAAACUAUGUAGUUUUUAUUGUUAUUUCUUUAAAAUGCAAAUUGUUAUAAAGUUAAACAUUGUUAUAUUUAAUUUUUUCAAGUGAAAAUGUUUGAAUUUUGCAAUUUUUGAAACGUUUCAGAAUAAAACAAUAAAAUUCA
Molecule: messenger RNA, 2337 nt
Organism: Megalobrama amblycephala (Wuchang bream)
Lineage: Eukaryota; Metazoa; Chordata; Actinopteri; Cypriniformes; Xenocyprididae
Product: tripartite motif-containing protein 16-like
Exons: 6
Coding region: 83-1780 (565 amino acids)
Molecular function (GO): zinc ion binding; protein binding
Source: RefSeq, a predicted model, not a curated record